Porites evermanni is the source of this 8586-nucleotide messenger RNA. Lineage: Eukaryota; Metazoa; Cnidaria; Anthozoa; Scleractinia; Poritidae. The record is from the annotation of a GenBank genome assembly.
AUGAAAAGGAAGGCUGAAGACUUGCUCCUUGCGGAACCAAAGAGUCGCUCUGGCAAAAACGCUCUAAAGUUCAUCAUGGAUGUAGUGGAAGAGAAAACAGAUGUUGAUGUGAGCUUCAAGAGAGGUACUUCAGUUUCAUUUCAAACUAUAUACUGAGAUUAUAUAUUGUAUAUACAUCCUAACUUUAAGCAGGAUGUCUUACAACAACAACAACAACAACAAUCAUCAUCAUCAUUAUCAUCAUCACCAUCAUCAAUCAACAGCAGCAGCAGCAGUACUAUUACUAUAAUGACAAUAAUUAUAACAGUUCAGUAUACCUAUAACUUAUUAGUAAAAUCCAACUAGUGGUCUGUUAUCAAUGCGGCGUUUUGAUUGGUUGAGCCACUACUAGGCUAUAUGUUAUAGCGACAUUAGCGAAAAGCGCCGGCUUUGAAAACCAAAACAAUGGCGGUUGAAUUCCGUUUUGCUAGCUUAAGUUGUCUCGUAAUUUUUGACCAACUAGUCAGUUGGAUUUUACUAAAACAAUUAUUCCUCUCGCCCUCCUUGCCUCUGAGUCAAUAGUCCAUUCGGACUUCGGCCUCAUGGGCUAUUGACUCAGAGCCCAUUCGGACUCCAGGAAUAAUUGUUAAUUAGUAUAUACUAAUAUAUAGAUUUAGCCAGGGCUAAAAGCGAAGCUCCCAUCAAUAAAUUUAUAUUUUAAAUUAAACAAUAAACUUGUAAUCCACAAAUCAGUUAACUUAAGGGCACAUUGAUUCAUAUGACUUUUGAGGGAAAGGAUAAGUUAUUUUAGAGUGAAACAUCUUACAUCGAGUUGAUAGCCUAAAUACGUACACUCAAAAAAUAGCAAACAUCUUCAAUCACAUUCAAGAGCCAUAAUGGCUCUUGAUCACAGUAGAUUAGGCCUCGAAAACAAAUUCUUGGAAAGCAAAUCAGGCCGAAUUUUUUUGCGUUCGAUAGGUUUACUUUACAAAUUCUUGCCAACAAAUCUGAGGGUGUGUAAACCAACCUUUUAUACCUUUUAUACAUCACAUCUGAGGUGAAACAGUACCUACUUAUCAUACAGACCUCGGACAGUAUACACGGUAUUUCACAAUUUUUCAAGACAAAUUGCACUCAGUCAGUGUUCAGGACGAUCAAUCGUGGGCUUUUAGCGAAACCGUUCAAAAAAUUUCGAAAAUCACCCAUACGGCCAGCCGGUUCUCAUUUCUAGUGUGAGCUGUCAGUCAUGGUCGAGUGUUUGAAUGAACUUUAACAGAGAUACGCUUCAACAUAAUCACAAAUUUAUUAUCACUAUUUUUUGUUAUUUAAUGGCUUCAGUUAUAACGUACACAUCAGAAUAUUUCGCAAACUAUGCGCGCUGUAAAUAUUCAUGAGGACAUUCGCUACAAGUACUUGCUACUUUUGUUUGCGGUGCCUGUUCGCUAAUUUUAACGUUCUCUCUGAACUAACAAUCAAUGAAAGAAAUAUAAUUCGGUGAAACAUUUACAGAGACAAUAAUUUUCAUUUACGAAGACAAAUUAAAGAGUCUCUAAAAAUCCUGAGUCUUUAAGCUUAAGGUUAAGUUUAUUUUGUUUUACUUCUUCAGCCGGCCUCCCGGUAUUUGCCUUUUUCAAAGAUGAACUCCUCGAAGCAAGAAAAUCGCUCAAAGUUUUCUUUCUACAGCCAAAUUUAUAACUAAAUAUUCUUCGGAACUUCUUCGUCUUUCAAAGUUCUGUAAGCUUAUAUCAAACCUGAUACUAGGUCAGAUCAUUGACUCAAAUCUUACAAACGUGCAAAAACUUUCCGCAUAAACUGUGCUCGACUUCAUGAAAUUAAAUAUAACAAAAACAAACAUCAGAUACAAUAAUUACUCAGGCUUACCAUUCGAGAUUCAGUUCCUGAAAGAUAUCAAGGAAGGCCACAGUUGCUUGAGACUUUUAAACCCUCUUACGCAUUAAGCAAGGUGAAAAACAAAAACGAUGCCAUCCGAAAUCGGAUUACCCAAUUUUGACAAGCGACGCAUUUCUCAACCAAAAACCCAAUAAACAAACCAGCCAUGAGUAACAGAAGACUCUUGUUAGUAGCUGUAUUUCAUUUUGUACAUCCAAAAAAAAGACAGUUAAAAACAUCACAAGUUGACACAAAACUCUGUCAGCUUCAGCUGUCAAAGUAAACAACUUUCAAGAUGCUGUAUGAAUUUUCCGCAUGAACUCACCUGUCAAAUUUUGACCAACCAGAGUACAAAAAUUGGACGUAGAGCGUGACCAACGCGUGACCAUGGUAAGAAAAGGUCUUCCCGCGUGCAUUUUUAAAAAGCUGGCUGAAUUUUCGCGUCCGAGGUGAGUUUGAAAUCAAAAUCUUGACAGUGCGGGGCCAUAGUGACAAAAACACAACACAUUUCAUAUGAAUCAUUGGAAAAAAUAGGCAUGAGCCUGCUGUCAUUUGAAACUAUUAAUUUGUCAGCGGAUAACUUCAAAAAAGUACUCGACGUAGAUGGGUCGACACUUGAGCCCGCGGUACGGUCAGGUAAUACUGGUCAGCGGAUAUCCUCUUUUGAAAGCUGUCAAUUGAUCACAACAUUGAUGUGCAAUUAGCCUUUCUCUUGAGCUCCCAAACUACGCUAGAAAGUGUGAGAGUAAACAUUGGUUUCCCUGUGGUGCGGACGGACGGUCGGGCGUACGGUCACGUGAUUACCAAAUUUUCUCGGAUUGAUAGAUUACCACAUUUCCUUAGGUAUGGGGCUCCGUCCACGCACGCGCUUCGCGCGCGGGUGGAGCUCCGCUAAAACAGUGGAUAGAGUUUUUCACUCGCUCUGAUUGGCUACUCAAUCAGUGAAUAUCCAAUGCUAUUCACGGAUUUAUCUCCAGUUCCUCCCAGCGAGCGACGAGUUACGAGCAAAAUGGCUUCCCGGUUUGCUGCCGUUAACAAACAAAGAUAUUUCACAAAUAAUCAAGCAAGCUGUUCCCGAAACACACGAAGAAGGUUAAAAAGUUCGGUUUGGAGGUUUUGACAGGUAGAGCUUUGUCUUUUUUACUUGAAUUUAUCGAUGAAACCGGUGAAGAAGUUUUUUGUUUACAAAUGCAAAUUAAGUCUUGCGUUACUUUAUUUUUGUCGACUUGUUCAUAAAUAAGCUUAAAACUAAAUUUAAUAAUCUUUUCUACAGAGUGAUUUUAAUUACCAAAAGAAAUCACAACUCCUUUUGAAGAAAUUUCCCUGCAAGAGCUAAGCAAGGCCUUCAAAAGUUUUAUUUGUCGGCAAGAAAAAUCGACGGCCGCGGCCGUUCGGUUUAAUAUUGCGAGCCAAAAUUGUAAUCGUUGGCAACUAUAAAUAAGUGAAAAAUCAUCAUUUUUGUGCUCACUUAUCUCACUGUUUUAGUAUAUACUAAAUUAAUUAUUUACCUCACUGUCGGUGGCUAGUUAACAAUUAUUCCUCGAGCCCGAAUGGGCUCUGAGUCAAUAGCCCAUAAGGCCUCAAGGGCUAUUGACUCAGAGGCCAUGAGGGCGAGGGUAAUUGAGACCACCAGCCACCUCCACUUCGGUGAAUAAUAUAACUCUUAUCUAUAAUUUGAUUAUUUACCAUGGGCAAUAUUUAAAGCACAAAGGCUAGUAGAUAUGAACAUGGGUCGAACCAAAUAUUUCACUAGAAGUAAAUAUGACAAGGUUAAUAAUCUCAACUGACCGGUGGCAGACCUGAAGUUGGCGAAUUUUUAAGCUUAGUCGAAUAUUUGAACACAGGACUACUGAGAAACAACUCCCGAAAGUGGUCUAAGGGAAUUUGGAUCAGGGGAGUACCCAGGGGAGUUAAACACAGGACUUCGGAGAGACAGCUCCAGCCAUUGCUGUGAAAUGGAUUUAACCUCAGGAGAUUGGGAAGUAUCAACAUAGGACUACCGAGAAACAACUCUAGCCACCGAUCGGAUUGGGAUUUAAACCCAGGGAAUUCGGAUCACGGGAGUAUCCAGGGGAUUUGAGCACAACACUACCGGGGUGACUACCAGAAAACAAAUCAUCCCGCUGGGGUCUGAGUGGGGAUUUAACCCAGGGAAUUGGGAUCAGGGGAGUACGAAUGUAAGUAUUAGAGUCUGCAAGAUAACUACAGCAAGGCGUACUACCACUGACUCUACGGUCAGAGGUUGCCUUAAAAGAAUACUCCAUUGUCGUCGUAUUCCUGACAAUACAUACGAGUGAUUUCUGCUUGCAAACAUUUGACCUUAGAUUCCUGUCAAGGCAGGUACAAAGAUUUCAACGCCAGAAACAAAUUCAGACCGAUUGCCCCCUCCCCCCUCCCUCCCCUAAGAUGGUUAAUUACCAGGUACUGCUAUAAAACUCAGAGAUGGACAACAAACUUUCGAAUGCGAAUGUACAAUGCAAGGCUUCCCGACAAAGUUGAGAAUGAUUACAAAUCGUUAGGUGGGAGAAUUAUCUCAUGCAAACUGUAUCCCAGGCUCAGUCUCCAGCCUUGCGUGUCUCAAUGCAUCUGCGGUACUCCCCCCACCGAGGGCGUAUCGACACACUCAAUACAGGGGACUGAGCCUUACAUAAUCCUUGCCCCACCGCGUUCUCGUUGCCAGUGCCUUCUGGGGGCCUAAGCACGAGGACCAGGAGGCUCUGGGGACACAGGAUUUGGAGUCCUAGAUUUUAGGACUUCCGGUCAUUUCCGCUCCUAAGUAACUUGGAGGAUUGUCUUUUAAAAGCUUCGAAUCUCCUAAAUUUACAGUUAUUGACACUUCGGCAAGGGCAAGUGAACGCUAUUAAAAACGUUGUAGAAAAUCAGAAAUCACCGGAAGUCCUAAAAUCUAGGACUUCAAAUCGUGUGUCCCCAGAUCCCCUGGUCCUCGUGCUCAGGCCCCUAGGAGACUCUGGGGACGAGAAUGGCUCCACCGUCGAUGUAUAUGAAGGUAGAGAAGGAAACACUUAUUAUCCAGACAUAAUGUGAUUGUAUGCUCAUUCAGCGUUGAUACGCUUAUGAGAGAACUCUUAUAUCAACUGUAUCUCGUUCAUCUUCAGAGGUUAAAAGGAAGUAUGGUUUUGCGGGUAAAGAGGACUUUGAUAUCUUUGGAAGAAAUAAACUGUUUGCCCCGCGUAUCAAAUGGGAAGCUCUGAAAGUCAUAGCAGAAAAUGUAAAGAACUCGGCCAAGGAGUACGAAGUCGCAUUUAACGGAAUAAAGGCUUCGAUAGAAAAUAAAGGAGAUAUAACACAGGUUGGUGACUUAUACCUCAAAUUUCACGAAUCUUAGGGAAAAUAUUUCUUGAGGUAUAUCAGUGUGCUCAACCGCUAUUUUUGUGUAAAAUAUAUCGCAUUUUAUAGUCCGCAACAUGAGGCUAGGACUGGGGUCAGACUGAGGCCUUUGAGGUGUCGGUAUAGGGAGGUAGGAGAGAAAUGUGACUCCAAUUUUGGGGGAAAUGGUAAAAAAGGGGAGGCAAACAUGCUUUUUAUAGCAUACUAAUGGUAAAGACAAUCAAAAUAUAGACCGAAAGUAAAUUUUCAGAACAUGAGAGCUAAAACAAAAAACCGAGUAAGAUACAAAAAGUACACUAGAUUGUACUCAGUACUCUUUUAAAGGGUCUAAGUGGAGGUGUUAUUAAGCAGUUUGGACGCACUGCUGUAGUCAUUUGCGUCGUGAAAAUAAAAGGUGUUGUACAGAGUGUAAAGCAAGAGUAGAUAAGUGGAAUGUCUUGUGGGCUGUUACCGAUCUAAAAUGAUUUAUGUUUGAACUUACAGGUUUAAAUACAGAUAUUUCAGUAGUCAUUGGCCUAUUUCUUAUUUCUGGUAAUACAAGUAAAAAAUAACUGUUUGAAAACGGUUUUUGUAGCUUGCCAAGAAGAUGUCUUCACUCGCUGAAAAACAGAUUGAGUCCGAGAAGAAGCGAUUGGUAGAAGCCAAGAACAUUGCUGAGAGCGAAAAGAGACUUUAUGUGAAGGUAAAACAUACUAAAAAGUACGGCGGUGUAAUGGUGGUAAAGCCGCACAGGUAAAUUGAUAUUACAUGAUGUAAUUUACCUUACGUUACUUAAAGUAACCGGUAUCUUGGAUUUUACUAAAAGUUCAGAUUUAUGUCAAAAAUUUAAACAUAAAGCAUUUUUCAUGUCACCGUUUUUUACAUUUAUCCACAAAACCACUCAUUGCUGCUUAAAAAAGGCUUCACUUAUGGUCAUUUGUGAAGUCAUAUCUUGUAUCAACAGCAACCGAUCGCGUUACCGAGUUUUGUUAAAUCUUCUGAGGAAGACUGGACGUUUUGGCCUAAAUCCGUUUUAACAAAAGUCCUGGAAAAAUGUUUUGGGGGUGGCAUCUAUAUAACCCCCCGGGUAUGUCACACCCUUCUUAUCCUAACACUUCUAUUUCCUUAUCUACAACACGUAGACUGACCCUAGCAAGGUCUGAAAAGCUUGAAGUUACAAAAAUACUGUCGCGAAGGACAUAUUGAGCGAGGACUGGACCCAUGAGCGGGAGGAUUUUAGUCGUUCAGCCAUCUCGUGUUCGGUUCUACCGUUCCUGUGAUCGCAAAUCUCACAGUAAAAUCACGGUAAAAUUGAGUCAAUCCAUCGUAAAGACAACUUCGCUCUGCUACCAGAUGUUUAUCCGGGUUAUUGGUCGGAGAAAAUCAACAAAACUUAAAUAAAAUCAACCUCAUGAGUAAAACAGCUUAAUAGUCCAGCCAUAUGGUGUAGAAAAAUAGCUGAAUUGUGCACUUUGGGGUAAAAGCAUCAAACUCGGCACAGUGAUAGUACUAGUUGCACUAAUUAUUUUUAGCUAUGGACCCCACUCAAAUAUGCACGGGGGGAAGCACAUUGUGCCCUUGGGGGGAGGGGUCAUGGCCUUUUUGUUUUGGUCCGGAAAAGGCUCAAAAACGGGAAGAAAGCGGCCUAAAAAACUUUUGCAUUCCCAUUUUCUUCAAAGUACUGCAAGGUAACCCUAUAAAAUACUUGUUACUUACUUUUCUGAGAGAUUUUCUAAAAUUAUUUUAAAAGAGUGUGUAAGUGAUUCUUGUCACAAGGGAAAGCCACGUAGAAGCAAGUUGAGUUCUGAAGGGCGGAAUUAAUUUGAGUUAAAGCGUUACAAUAUUAUACGUGCACCCCCUGACACAUUAAAACACUUCAUUAAUAUUUUUGAGACACCUCCUGAUGGAACAAACAAGACUGCACACGGAAGAAACAAAAGGUCAGGCUACUCAAGGAAAUUCUGCAUGGCGAACAGGAAUGGCUAAUUUUUUGCUCUCUCGUUUGGGAGAGACAGUAUGCCGUUUUUCACCCUUGGAAAGAUAAGAUGUUUCAUUUUUACACUUUGAUUGAAGUGAAUUGCACUUUUUGGGAAUUUAAUUGCUCAGCCAAACUACCGCAAAAAUAAAACAUGAGACACUUACAGAGACCUUCAACGACAUGCAACGGGGAGUUAUUAACCACUUUUAUUGCGGGCGACAAGAGUAGCCCGCAGUUUUCAUCUUCAGGUUAUUAUUAUGCAUGCAUCGCAGGUAUCUAACCGGCAUUCGUUUGGACUUCCACUUAUAAGGAUGAAUGGAAUUCACAGAAAGCAAUUUGAUCACUCGCAUCUGGAUCUUCUCUGGUCACUUAGAAUCUGAUCACGCGUGUUCGGAACAUCUAUCAAGUGAAACUUGGGCGAAGCACAGCUUUGGAGUAACAGCGUUUUCAUCUUCCAUCGUUGUCGCCCUCACUCCGUAACCUUUGGUUUUCUCUUGUUUUCAAUAAUAUAUUGAUCUCUCUCACACUCUCUUGUCAUCUUUACAAUUAUCAAAAAUAAAAGUGCCGAGUUGAGGAAAAAAGGAUAUCUAACAUCAGACGUCUGAUAACAGUUAUAUAACAUAACAUAUAAAAUCAGACGUCUGAUAACAGUUAUAUGACAGCAGAUGUCUGCUGUCAUAUAUGUUACAUAACUGUUAUAUAACAGUUAUAUAACUGUCAUAUAACAGGUAUAUAUACUGUUAUAUAACUGUUAUAUAUACUGUUAUAUAUAUAUAACAAUUAUAUAACUGUUAUAUAUACUGUUAUAUAACAUUAUAUAACAGUUAUAUAACAGUUAUGUUAUAACUGUUAACGUCUGUUAACUGUGAUAACAGUUAUAUAACAGCAGACAUCUGCUGUCAUAUAACUGUCAUCACACGUCUGAUGUCUGAUUUUAUAUGUUACGUUACAUAACGUCUGAUAACAGUUAUGUGACAUCAGACGGCUGAUGUCAUAUAACUGUUAUCAGACGUCUGAUUUUUGUAACUGUUAGCAGACGUCUGACAUCAUAUAACUGUUAUCAGACGUCUGAUGACAGUUAUAUUACAUAACAUAUAACAUCAGACGUCUGAUAACAGUUAUAUAACAUAACAUACAAAAUCAGACGUCUGAUAACAGUUAUAUGACAGCAGAUGUCUGCUGAGACUGGAGCAGUGCUAUAUUUGUUGUGAUGUUUCACAGCAAGUUCACAACACAAAUCUUUGACACAUUUGAUAACAGCAAUGUGUGGAUUUAACGCCAUAUAGAGAUAUUCUCGAAGUCUUUCUUGCCUUAAGUGAAUACCAUGCAAUUGUUUAGAAGAACGCCACAGAAAGAAACACUGAUAGUGAACAAGCCUCACAUCUCUCAGUUUUUAAAAAGUAUAAUUGAGA